This is a messenger RNA of Penicillium waksmanii, 1404 nucleotides long. RefSeq names its product secretory pathway gdp dissociation inhibitor. Gene Ontology annotation, molecular function: Rab GDP-dissociation inhibitor activity. The record is from RefSeq and is a predicted model, not a curated record. The coding region runs from base 1 to 1404 and encodes 467 amino acids. Gene Ontology annotation, cellular component: cytoplasm. The transcript has 8 exons. Gene Ontology annotation, biological process: protein transport; small GTPase-mediated signal transduction; vesicle-mediated transport. Lineage: Eukaryota; Fungi; Ascomycota; Eurotiomycetes; Eurotiales; Aspergillaceae.
AUGGAUGAGAUCGCCCCCGAGUACGACGUGGUGGUGCUCGGCACUGGCCUGACCGAGUGUGUGCUGUCUGGUGUUCUGAGUGUCAAGGGCAACAAGGUCCUUCAUAUCGACCGCAAUGACCACUACGGAGGAGAGGCCGCCUCCGUCAACAUCGAGACUCUUUUCAAGAAGUAUGGCAACGUCGCCCCCGGCGAGGAGCCCUGGAAGAAGUACGGAAGAGUCAACGACUGGAACAUUGAUCUUGUCCCGAAGCUGUUGAUGGCGAAUGGCGAGUUGACCAACAUUCUGGUUUCUACCGACGUCACGAGAUACCUGGAGUUCAAGCAGAUUGCUGGCAGCUAUGUCCAGCAGGGCAAGGGACCCAAGGCGACCGUGGCCAAGGUGCCCUCAGAUGCCGGCGAGGCCCUUCGCUCUUCUCUGAUGGGUCUUUUCGAGAAGCGACGUGCGAAGAAGUUCCUCGAAUGGGUUGGCGAGUUCAAGGAGGAGGACCCCUCUUCUCACCAGGGCCUGAACAUCCACGCUUGCACUAUGAAGGAGGUUUACGACAAGUUCAGCCUCGAGGACAACACCCGUGACUUUGUUGGACACUCCAUGGCCCUCUUCCCUUCGGACGAGUACAUUAACAAGCCUGGUGCGGCCGUCGAGACUAUCAACCGCAUCCGCCUCUAUGUCAACUCUAUGGCUCGUUACGGAAAGUCGCCUUACAUCUACCCUCUCUACGGUCUCGGUGAACUGCCCCAGGGCUUUGCCCGUCUGUCCGCUAUCUACGGUGGUACCUACAUGCUGAACACCGACAUCGACGAGGUGCUGUAUGAAGGUGGCAAAGUUUCUGGCAUCAAGGCCACCAUGAAGGACCGUGAUGACCAAUCGACCGCUAUGAAGUUCGAGACCAAGACCAAGAAGAUCAUCGCUGAUCCUUCUUACUUCCCCGGCAAGGCUAAGGUCAGCGGAUACCUGCUGAAGGCCAUCUGCAUUCUGAAGCACCCCAUCGACAAGACCGACGGCAGUGACUCGCUGCAGCUGAUCAUUCCCCAGUCCCAGGUCGGACGCAAGCAUGAUAUCUACAUCGCCAUGGUCUCCUCCGCUCACAACGUCUGCCCCAAGGGCUACUACAUUGCUAUUGUCUCGACCAUUGCCGAGAACGAUGCUAACCACCACAUCGAGCUCGAGCCUGGUUUCGAGCGCCUCGGCGCUAUCGAGGAGAAGUUCAUGGGCCCCGCCAUCCCUCUCUAUGAGCCUCUGGAUGAUGGCUCAAAGGACAACAUCUUCAUCUCCAAGAGUUACGACUCCACAUCCCACUUCGAGACCACAACCGAGGACGUGCGGGAUAUGUACAAGCGUGCCGCUGGCGAGGAGUUGGUGGUCGAGGGACUCCGGGAGGACCAGCAGCUGGUCCAGGAGUAG